CGGACAUGAAAGUUGCAUUUCCCAGCAUUUCAUUUUGAACGCCAUUCCGCCCGUCCUUAAGGUUCGCCACCUGUACUUGAUCAUUCAGCCUUGCAUUGCCAUCCAGAUAUCAGCUUUACACGUCCACAGCCACGCCCGUCAUGCCGCCAGCUAAGAGCAUGACGGCCAACCCGGUCAAGGCACCGCGCUACCGCGCCGGCAAGCCCACCGGUGUCGACUCCGAAUCCGAAUCCGACAACGUUCCCGAAGACGAGGAGGAAGCCCCCAAGAAGCCUUCCACGCGGAAAGCGCCAGCGCCCAAGUUUGCCAAUGCAGCAGGUCCUGGCCGAAUCAUCAGUCGUGGCAACGAUGGCAAGAUCAACUUGAAAGCCGCCGGAAUAGGCAGCAACGCCCCAGACAACGAAGAAGAAGAGAAAAAGCGACGGGAGGCAGCUGCGAAGGCGCGCAUUGCGGCCGAACAGAAAGCAAGAGAGGAAGGGUUCGUGACAGAGGAGGAAGACGAAGAGGAAGAGGAAAGUGGCAACGAGGAAGAAGAGUCGGAAGAGGAAGAGAGCUCAGAAGAAGAAGAGGAAGCACCAAGGCGGUUGAUGCUGCGACCAAAGUUCAUUCGAAAGGCCGACCGCGAAGCUGGAGUAACCGCAUCCAACUCCGCCUCGACAAACAAGAAAUCGACACCCGAAGAAGACGAAGCAGCUGCCGCAGAAGCCCGCCGCCGCGCCGCCGACGAGCUUGUCGAAGAGCAAAUCAAGAAAGACCUUGCCGCCCGCGCCGCUGGCAAGAAGCACUGGGACGACGACACCGACCCAGAAGACGACCAAAUCGACGACACGGAUGACAUUGACCCCGAAGCCGAAUACGCUGCCUGGAAACUGCGUGAGCUGAAGCGCGUCCGGCGCGAGCGCGAGGCUAUCGAAGCCAAGGAGAAGGAACUCGCAGAGAUCGAGCGCCGACGGAACCUCACGGAAGAAGAACGUCGCGCCGAAGAUGAAAAACACCUGCAGCAGCAGAAGGAAGAGAAAGAGGGCAAAGGCAAGAUGGCAUACAUGCAAAAGUACUUUCACAAGGGUGCUUUCUACCAGGAUGAGAGCAAGGAGAUGGGACUGGACAAGCGAGACAUUAUGGGCGCGAGGUUUGCGGACGAUGUUAAGAACCGGGAGCUGUUGCCCAAGGCGCUGCAGCUGAGAGAUAUGACCAAGCUGGGAAGAAAGGGCGCCACCAAGUACAGAGACCUCAAGAGUGAAGAUACGGGACAGUGGGGCCGCCUGCAUGACAACAGGCCAGGGAGGGAGUUUGACAGGUUUGGAGAUGAAAGGUUCCAGCCUGAUGACUCUCAUAGGGAUCGGUACAGGGAUAGGGGUGGUGAUGGGCCGAAGGGCUCGAAUGCCAUUCCGUUGGGUGAUCGGAAGAGCGCCCCGGAGAGGUCAAGGGGUGAUGACAGGCCGCGUGGUGAGGAUCGGUAUAGGGGAGGCGAUAGAGAUCGCAACCGUGGUAGAGACCAUUCUCGGGACCGUUACCGUGACAGGGACGGAGACAGGGACCGUCACCGGGAUCGGGAUCGGGACCGUGACAGACGUCGGGAUGAUGAUUACAGGGAGAGGCGCCGGUCGCCGUCUCCAAGACGUGAUCGUGAUCGCGACCACGGCGAGCGGAGGAAACGGUCACCAUCCAGAGAGCGGGACCGGUAUGAGAGCGACAAGCGAAGAAAGGUGGAUACUAGGUAGUCCAUGUCUUGCCUACCUGCGGCCUCGUCGGCUCAUGCAAGAACUUCUCACAUUAAUACUGUUGUAUCGUCAAGGUGAAUGUGCAAACUCUUUUUCAUCCCGACGCCAAACCACCUGGUUAUACCUAUCCUCAUGCCAAUGCCGAAUACAAAUACAUGGAAACCAGAUUUAUACCUCC
Molecule: messenger RNA, 1899 nt
Organism: Neurospora crassa OR74A
Lineage: Eukaryota; Fungi; Ascomycota; Sordariomycetes; Sordariales; Sordariaceae
Product: microfibril-associated protein
Exons: 1
Coding region: 141-1721 (526 amino acids)
Biological process (GO): mRNA splicing, via spliceosome
Cellular component (GO): U2-type spliceosomal complex
Molecular function (GO): RNA binding
Source: RefSeq, a predicted model, not a curated record